UCCAGGAGCAGCAGUGGGAGAGCAGGUACAUAGUGCUACAGGGCGCAGCUCACACAUGAUCACCUUAAUCUUCACUGCCCUCCCCGGGCUGCUGCUCCUCCCGAUACUUAUCAGUUUCAUCUUCCCCUACAUCUUUCAGGACAUCGCCUGGUUCAUCACAGCCUUGCGCUUUGGAAUAAGGAGCAGGCGCUAUGUUAAUAAAACUCCUGCGCACUCGGUGGUGGAUCUGUUCCUGGAGAAGGUGGAGAGGCACCCGGACAAGCCGUUCGUGCUGUUUAAGGAGGAGGUUUACACUUACUCCCAUAUGGACAAGCUCAGUAACCAGGCGGCCAGGGCGCUGCGCAAGUUUGCGGGGAUCAAGUCAGGGGACUGUGUGGCGAUCUUCAUGGCCAAUGCGCCGGCGUACAUCUGGAUCUGGCUUGGGGUAGCCAAACUGGGCAGCUCCAUUGCUUGUCUCAAUAAUAACAUCAGGUCCCAGUCCUUCCUGCACUGCUUCAGAUCCUCCGGGGCUAAAGUUCUAUUGGCUGAACCAGAGCUGAAGGAUGCCAUACAAGAGGUGAUGCCAGAACUCAGGAAAGAUCAUGUCCGAGUGUUCUUUCUGACUGAUGCAGUCAUCAGCGAGGGAACAGAAUCUUUUCUUGACAAAGUAAAGGCAGCAUCAGAUGAACCUGUACCAAAAUCAUUGAGGUCGUAUGUGAGUGGGAAAUCCCUUGCCAUGUACAUUUACACUUCUGGAACUACAGGACUCCCUAAGGCAGCUUUGGUAAAUCACUACCGUUUGAUGAUGGCAUGUGGCUUAUUUGAAAUUUGCAACGUGAAGGCAAGGGAUGUUGUGUAUUGUCCCCUUCCGCUGUAUCACAGCUCUGCCAUGAUGAUUGGGGUUCAUGGAUGCAUCUCUAGAGGUGCAACAUUGGUUUUGCGUCCAAAGUUUUCAGCCAGCCAGUUUUGGGAUGACUGCAGAAAAUACAAUGUCACCAUUGUACAGUACAUUGGAGAAGUACUUCGCUAUCUUUGCAAUGUCCCCAAGAGCGAUGAUGAUGCUUCACAUAAUGUAAGGAUGGCUAUAGGAAAUGGUCUCCGGACUGAUGUAUGGAGCGAGUUCCUUAGGAGAUUUGGGGAAAUCCAAAUCUAUGAAUUUUAUGCAUCCACAGAAGGAAAUAUAGCAUUUGUAAAUUACACCAACACUGUUGGUUCAGUGGGAAGAGUCAGCAGCUUUUAUAAGAAAUUACACUCUUUUGAAUUUAUUAAAUAUGAUAUAGAAAAGGAUGAGCCUGUGAGGGAUGCCAAGGGCUGUUGUAUCAAAGCUCGCAAAGGCCAACCAGGGCUUUUGGUUUGUAAGAUUAGCUCAAGUUCUCCAUUUGAUGGCUAUGCUGGAGAUCAACACAACACAGAAAAGAAAAUAAUGAGAGACGUUUUCCGGAAAGGCGAUGCCUAUUUUAAUUCUGGCGACCUAUUAACAGUGGACCAGCAAAACUUUGUCUAUUUUCAUGAUCGUGUUGGAGACACUUUCAGGUGGAAAGGAGAAAAUGUAGCAACAACAGAAGUUGCUGAUAUUCUGGGCAUUGUGAAUUUUAUCCAAGAAGUCAAUGUCUAUGGUGCCCAAGUUCCAAAUCACGAAGGCCGGAUUGGAAUGGCAGCCCUGAUAUUGUACGAUGAGGAGGUAUUCGAUGGAAGAAAGCUAUACGCACACGUCAGAGACUUCCUGCCGAACUAUGCAAGGCCUCGCUUUAUUAGGAUCCAGAAUUCCAUGGAUAUCACUGGGACCUUUAAACAGCGUAAGGUGGGGCUUGCAAAGGAAGGAUUCGAUCCGGCCAUUAUCUCUGACCCUCUCUAUUUUCUGGAUGAGCGAGAAAAGAAAUACGUCCCAAUGACUCAGACAAUUUAUGAAGAUAUUAAAAUGAAAAAAAUUAAACUGUAAGAUCCAAGAAUCUUGGUCUGGGCGAAACCACACAUACAGCUUGUUUUUAGUGUAAUUAAAAGAUAUUGUUAAUAUAA
Messenger RNA from Xenopus tropicalis (tropical clawed frog), 1995 nucleotides. It is a transcript of the gene slc27a2, whose product is annotated as solute carrier family 27 (fatty acid transporter), member 2. The record is from RefSeq and is a predicted model, not a curated record. The transcript is spliced from 10 exons. Gene Ontology annotation, molecular function: long-chain fatty acid-CoA ligase activity. Gene Ontology annotation, cellular component: plasma membrane. The coding region runs from base 56 to 1918 and encodes 620 amino acids. NCBI's taxonomy places the organism in Eukaryota, Metazoa, Chordata, Amphibia, Anura, Pipidae.